AUGGGUUUUGCACUAAUGUACUUGCCAGCCAUUGUCUCUGUUGGCUUGUAUUUUGAACGAAAACGUGCAUUUGCCAUGGGCAUCGCUACUCCUCUACCGCAAGAACCAAGCGAACAGCGACGCCUAGAACGAAAAGCACGCGAAGAAGAAGCUAAACAAAAACAAGUUACUGAUCAUUUAAUUUCGCCGAAUGAACCUGUAACAUCGAACAAUAAUGCUGCCGACGACGAACGGAUGUUGCCAGUUGUUGCCAUUCAGAAACCACCUACCAAAUCUUUUUUUAAUCAAAUAAUCGAACAAAUCGAUCUGAAUUUACUCAAAAAUGCUGCAUUUACACUAUUUGCUAUAUCGAAUUUUUUGACAAGUCUCGGCUUCAAUGCAGUUUACAACUAUGCUGAUGAUCUUGCAAAUGAUUCAAAAGUCAUAAAAGAUCAAAGAACAUAUAUUAUUAUGUCGAUUGGUUUGUCGAACAUUCUCGGUCGUGUUAUUAUUGGUUAUUUAGGUGAUCGAAAAUCGAUAAAUCGUCUUCUCUUAUUCAUUCUAACAUUGAUCAUUUCCGGUGUUGCUACUAUGAUAGCUCCAUUAUGUGGCUCUUCUGUUAUUUCUCAUAUAGGCUAUGCAUCCUUUUUUGGCUUCUUUUCAGGCGGUUAUGUUACUUUAACAGCCAUUGUUCUUGUCGAUAUAGUUGGUAUUGAGAAAUUAUCAGAUGCCUUCGGUGUUCUUUUACUUUUUAUCGGCAUUGCAACUGCGAUUGGAACACCAAUAGUUGGAGGAAUGCGAGAUGCAUUUUCACAUUUUGCUCGUCCUUUUCUUUGGCCUUAUCUUAUCUUUGGCGGUUGCACUGUUCUCAGCGGUAUCAUACUAUUUGCCAUUCCUUUCUUGCAACGAAAAAUGCCAAGUGAGCAUCAAAUAGAUAUGGAUUUGAAUACUUAUCACCCUGAAAAAGACCCAUCAUCUUCAAAGCAACAACAAAAACUAUAA
This is a messenger RNA of Rotaria sp. Silwood2, 981 nucleotides long. The record is from the annotation of a GenBank genome assembly. NCBI's taxonomy places the organism in Eukaryota, Metazoa, Rotifera, Eurotatoria, Philodinida, Philodinidae.